Acipenser ruthenus (sterlet) is the source of this 4080-nucleotide messenger RNA. RefSeq names its product E3 ubiquitin-protein ligase TRIM62. The record is from RefSeq and is a predicted model, not a curated record. The coding region runs from base 121 to 1401 and encodes 426 amino acids. Gene Ontology annotation, molecular function: protein binding. The transcript is spliced from 7 exons. NCBI's taxonomy places the organism in Eukaryota, Metazoa, Chordata, Actinopteri, Acipenseriformes, Acipenseridae.
UAGUCUAGGAUAUGCUGCUACUCGCUUAUAACCCCACCUUCCAACCAAAUUCCUAACUCUAACAAACAACAUUGCUUCCAGGGGCCAGCACAGAACACUCACUAACAAACUACAGUGACAAUGGCAGAAAAGGAGCAAGAGAAGCCUUUGGACAAGGACCCGGAACAGCAGUGUGGUGUCUCCACCACUGCACAUGGCAACAGUGCCCAAGCCAGUAACAGGAUUCACGAUUUCAAUCUUCAACCUCAACACAGCAGUGAAUGUAAUGAUCCAUUCCCCCGAUCUCCAAAACUGGGAAGAGCAGCAACAGGGAGAAACUUAGAGGCAAGGCUGUCCCAUCACCUUGAAGAACUCAGUGCUGAAAAAGCAAGAACUGAAGCUCACAUCCGGUCUUUAAAGAAAAGAAGCCUUGACCUAAGAGGUACUGCAGAUCUGAUGAAACAACAGAUCUCUGAAAGAUACGACACAAUAAGAAAAGCACUGCACAGAGACGAGCAAGCUACCUUAGAAACUAUAGAAGAAGACAACAGAGUGACCAGUGGUAGGCUAAACAAAGUCAUCAAGGGAUGGAGUGAGCACCUGGCCCAGGUUCAAAAGGAAUUCAAAAACAUACAAAAAUCCCUGGAGCAGACCAGAGCUGGCUAUGCACUGCAGGACAUCAGUGUUGAGCUCAGCUAUCACAAGAAAACUGAGAUUGGGGAGUUGGGGAUACAAAUGAAUGAAUCAAGAAUUCAAAGACUGUUGAAAAUCUUGCAAAAUAUUUCAAAAGAUCUUGAAGCACAAUUGAAACGAAAAUCAUUCUUGCUGGACUAUUCUACGGUCACCUUUGACCAGAAUACAUCACACAAAAACCUGAUGGUGUCUAAGGAUCAAACCAGCAUGUGCUUUACCAGUGAACCACAGCCAGCGGCCGACAAUCCGCUUCAGUUUGAUAAGGUCUGCAGUGCUCUUGGCACAACAAGUUGGCUCACAGGAAGGCACUACUGGGAGGUGGAUGUCAAGUGCUGCUCUGAUUGGAGUGUCGGAAUAGCCUACAGGACAAUUGAGCGCAAAGGAAAACUGAAAACUGCUAAGCUGGGAAGAAACAGGCACUCCUGGUGUAUCGAGCUCAGGGAUAACCAGCUUUCAGCCUGGCACAAUGAUCGUCAUAUCAGCUGUGGGAUAAGGCAUCCUACUUUACAUCGAGUCGGUGUGUUUGUGGAUUACGAAAAGGGCCUCCUAGCAUUUUACAAUGCCAGUACCAUGAAGCCCAUACAGGAGAUUUCUUGCGUGACAGGCGCAGUUUUUGACAGAAUGCGCCACCACUUCACCGAGCCAGUCUUGCCUGCUUUCCGACUUUUCCCCUCCCAUUCCAGACCAUCCACACCUGACCAUAUUGAAAUCUGCACCCUGGACAAAUAGCUCACAGUAUUUGGGUGCCCUUUUAUCACAUAAAUAAAUGAUUUUCCUUUCCAUACACCUGCCUGCUAAGCCUUAACUUCUAUCUCUUGUAGAAGAAUACAAGAGAUAACCAGUAAUGCUCCAAUUGUGUGCUUAUUUUUAUACUAUACAAAAUUUAUAUAUAUAUAUAUAUAUAUAUAUAUAUAUAUAGUCUAUUUGGAAACUAUAAGUAAAAUGUAUGUUAACAAAAAUACAACUUGUGUAGUUGUCAAAGUAACAUAAUAUCAAGUAUACAAUUAUUCUACUGGAAUACUUACUCCAUGCAUUAUCCAUUACAGAUGCACAUUUCCUUCAUGAAAAAAAACAACAUACAUUCAGCUCUUUAAAGUACACAUAUAACCAUUGCUAGAUACUGCAACUAUUUUUUUUUUAUUCUGUAGGACCAUAAGAGUAUUUAAACGGUUAAACUUUGCUGUAAUGAUCUAGUACCAGAAAUAAAGUUGAGGAGUUUGUAACAGUGUAGCUUGGAAAGAAAUAGGACCCAGGUCACCAGAGUAACAUCUGAGACAGGCCCUCCCAAAUUCCUGAAGCCUGGAUUAAGCCUCUGAAUCAGUAAAAAACAGCAAGCAUGGAUGCACCUGGUUCUCAAGGUUGGUUGUUGCAAAAAGGCACAGUUCUAAUUAGGAGAGAAGCUGGUCUUUGUUCCAGUGAAUUAUACAGUCAGUCAGAGAAAGGAAAGAGCAGCUGACAACAGCCUCACCGAUUAGCUCUUCGCAAUAUUCAAAAGGAACAUCACAGAAUUUGGUCAGAAUUGUGAGAAACUUAAAUAAUACAAAAAGGACAUAAAGCGAAUAAUACCAACAGGAUCGCCACUGAAAAAGAGGAAAGGUCAGCAAUCGUUGAACCAAUACAUGAAUGAACUGAUCUGGCCUGCCAGCACCGGUCAAAUUUACAGCAAGAUUUCUUAUAUACUGGGCGAGACUGGGUUUGUCUGACCAGGAAUACAGACAGACUCUACUGCAAGUGGAACCACAGACAGCUGAAUCAUACCCUGCAUUGACUCUGCAAGGCAAAAGAGAUUUAACAGAAUCUAUAUGUGGGAAUGUAAUAUUAUAUAUUAUAUAAAAAUAUAUAUACACACACACACACACAAGCAGAGACAGAGAGAGUUAUAAAGUAUCAGGGUGUGGCCAUAAGUUGGGUCAAGUGUAAUUCUGAUGGAAAUAGGGCAGCAGUGUGGAGUAGUGGUUAAGGCUCUGGACUCUUGACCGGAGGGUCGUGGGUUCAAUCCCCGGUGGGGACACUGCUGCUGUACCCUUGAGCAAGGUACUUUACCUAGAUUGCUCCAGUAAAAACCCAACUGUAUAAAUGGGUAAUUGUAUGUAAAAAUAAUGUGAUAUCUUGUAACAAUUGUAAGUCGCCCUGGAUAAGGGCGUCAGCUAAGAAAUAAAUAAUAAUAAAUAAAUAAUAAAUAAUUUAACAGUCAAACACAGUGAAAAAAAUUUAAGCAAUCUACUUUCCGGUAAUUGAAAUUGGUGCUGGAAUAAAUAUAGAAUGAAUAACAACUAUAAAACAGAUUGUUAGAAUGAUGCAUGCUGAUUGGUCCGUCAAGGUUCCAAGUCGUUACAAUAUCCAGCACAAUGUCACAAUUAGGAACUACUUUGGAACAAAAGCAAAUCACUGCGCCACCAAAAUCAAAGAAAAUACCUGCUGUCAUGGAAGACACUGAAGACAUCAAGAUGUCUUGUCAUUUUUUAUAUUAAUAUGCACUACGAACCAGUUUACUAUUUUAAACAAGACACUGUUCCGGUAUUUUUAUUUUCAGUCAGUUUUAUUUUCCUCCUUUUAGAUCAGUCGUCGUUUUGUGAAACUGACUCUUCUAUUAAUUUUUAAUUGUGGAUAUUUGAUAUGUUUCUGCAGUAUUUACAUUACUACACGUGAUGUCUUAACCAUCCGACUCUUGCCUUUCUUCAGUCUCUCUUCUCCUUUACCCCACACUCACUCUUUACAGGUACACAAAUGUAACACUGACGUGCUAGAAAAAUACUCAAAAUUAAAUUAAUACCACAAAACAAACAAAUUGGGCUGUUAAAUGUUUAAAUGACUUACUUUCCAAAAAAAGGGACUUAAAAUGAAUUACUUAAUUAAUAAUCUUCAUCCUAACAAAACCUUAAACUCUUACACUGUUUGGUAUACACUAGAGCCAAUGGGAGUGAAUUAUCUAGAAACAGUGUUACAUAGAAUAUGCAGUAAGGGCUCACAGAUAUACUAAGCAAGUUUUUUUGAUAGUUAAUUAAAGGCAGAACAAUGACCUGAAACACAUCUAAGCAGGGUUUUUAUAGUUACUUACUUAGUUACAUUUAACUUAAUAUCAAUAGCUAAAUUUAAUGUACUGAUUAUUUUGACACAAAUUAACUUUCUUACUUCUGUACAGUAUUACUGAAAUCACGUUGAUAAAAUGUAUAGACUAUAUAACCGUGUUGUAUUGUUAUUGUGUAUUACUGAACUCACUUUGAUCAAAUGUAUAGACUAUAUAACCGUGUUGUGUUGUUAUUGUGUAUUACUGAACUCACUUUGAUAAAAUCUAGACUAUAUAACCGUGUUGUGUUGUUAUUGUUUGACAUUUUCCAGAUCUUGAGCUUGGUUGUUAGUAAUUAAUAAUUAAGAGGGCUGAUUAAUUAAAACCAUUACACAUAUCAG